Poeciliopsis prolifica (blackstripe livebearer) is the source of this 1312-nucleotide messenger RNA. It is a transcript of the gene calhm3, whose product is annotated as calcium homeostasis modulator 3. The record is from RefSeq and is a predicted model, not a curated record. The transcript is spliced from 4 exons. The coding region runs from base 163 to 1152 and encodes 329 amino acids. Gene Ontology annotation, molecular function: monoatomic cation channel activity. NCBI's taxonomy places the organism in Eukaryota, Metazoa, Chordata, Actinopteri, Cyprinodontiformes, Poeciliidae.
GGAUUUUUUAUUUUUUAUUUCUUUGCUAGAAUCAGAAAAGGUGAAUUAGGUAGGGGAUCUGUCCUUUUUUUUAUUAUUCUCAAAGUCUAAGCCAUCUUGUUGCCUUGCAACUGAGAAUCAUUUUUGUUUUCUACCCAAAGCUCAGGCGGGUUCAUUUGAUUCAUGGAGCGUCUUAAGUUAGUCCUCCAGUACUUCCAGUCCAACUCUGAGUCCAUCUCUAACGGGAUCUGCAUCGUCCUGGCUCUGGUCAGCGUCAAGCUCUACACCAGCUUUGACUUUAACUGCCCGUGCCUUCCUCAGUACAACAAGCUCUACUCUCUGGGAGUGAUGACGGUCCCGCCCAUCAUCUUUUUCUUCCUGGGGGUCCUCGUCAAUCGACAUACGGGCGUCAUGAUGGACGAGUGGAUGAGGCCGGUUGGGAAUCGUUCCAAAAAUCCUGCGGUGGUGAAAUACCUGUUCUCUGCCAUGAUCCAGAGGGCGCUGCUCGCUCCCAUGGUCUGGAUCCUGGUCACUUUGUUGGACGGCAAGAUCUUCAUCUGUGCUUUCAGCUUGAGUGUCGAUCCAGGCCUUUUCUCAGGCGUGCCCAACAACACAGGUCUGGAUGUGGUUAAGAUCAUGGCCAAGGUGCCCUGCAAAGAGGACGUCAUUUUCCAGAACAGCUCGUUCCGUAAAGCGGUCUCCCGAUAUGUCCGCUGUUAUUCUCAAGCAGUUGGCUGGUCCAUCCUGCUGCUGCUGAUCAUACUGGGAGCGAUGGGACGCCUUAUCAAACCCUGUUUUGAAGACCACGCCGCCUUCUUACAGACACGGUACUGGAGCAACUACCUGGACGUGGAGCAGAAGCUUUUUGACGAAACCUGUGUCCUGCAUGCGCGCGACUUCGCCCGGAAAUGUGUGGUGCAGUUCUUUGAGGACAUGACGGACGACUCGGUACUUCGUCUUCCACAUCCGUCCUUUAUCUCGAACGUCAAUGAGGGGUGGCAGGAAGAAGAGGAGAGACUUCAUGGGGUGACAAAGCAGGAGCAGGUGGACCAGCUGCUCAACAAGUGGUACUACGGCAAACCUGAACUGGAUGUAACCAGGAUUGCACACAGACCCAGGCCGUGUGUGACCUGGCAGGACCCAGGAGGGAAGACUUUAUACUCAGAUAUUUAAGAUGUUUUGGUGGCUGCUGUUUAUUGCUUUGUUGCAUUUUGUGCAUUGAAGUAGGACCUUACAAUUAGGGUCGGGUAAUUUUAUCGAUUCUACGAUAUUUAUUGAUAUUUUUUCCCCUUUUAAAGUAUCGAUUUUACACAGUAUCAAUAUAUUAAAUCCU